Uloborus diversus is the source of this 1107-nucleotide messenger RNA. Its product is annotated as slit homolog 1 protein-like. Lineage: Eukaryota; Metazoa; Arthropoda; Arachnida; Araneae; Uloboridae. The record is from RefSeq and is a predicted model, not a curated record. Gene Ontology annotation, cellular component: membrane. Bases 91 to 1062 code for a protein of 323 amino acids. The transcript is spliced from 4 exons.
GGAAGAUAUGGAGCACCUGCUUCGAACAAAGAGAAUUCUCUACCAUCCUUUCCCACUACGCUUACAGACACAUACCCAGAGUCGUUUGAGAUGACUCUCCCCAAAUUAACUAUUAUUUUGUGCUUGGUUUUCCUAGUCGUUGACGCUGUACGCACUUGCCCACCGGAGGAAACCCUACGACCAUGCACUUGCAAAAACGUGCAAGACAGCACUGGAGAAGAUUUUCCGAUCAUCAGUUGCAACGGUUUGCAAUCUGAGGAUGCUCUGGAAUCAGCUGUGAGGGCAUCAAAGGGUUUCAAAAUAUUUGAGCUUAAACUGAUUGAGAGUAGCUUGAGGUACAUACCACAAGAUGCUUUUGUUGGGACAUCUUUCGAAGUACUAUGCGUUGAAAACUCUAGUCUCAGUAGCCUAAGUCAAACGGACGUCGCUCUUCGAGGCUUGGAAGACUCGCUUCACUUGAUCGAAAUCUUCAACAGCACCUUUUCCAAAAGUUGGAACUGGUCCCAAUUGGCCAGGAUGUCGCAACUGAUGGAGGUGCUGGUUCACGACUCGCAACUGCAAGAAAUAACUGACGGGAUUUCCAACAUCCGGCACCUGGAGAUCCAGUCGUUCGCAUUCCAGAGGAACAACAUAGAAAGGAUCGACGAGUUUGCAUUUUCACCUUUCACUAAACUGAACAGGCUGACUUUGGAUGGCAAUCAAUUGACAGAGAUCAAGAGAACGAUGUUGCCCAUGACAGCAAAUUUUCUCACAAUUAUAGGGUUAAGUGGAAACAGAAUAAGAUAUUUACCACAUGAUUUGUUUUCAUACAUGCCAUCACUUAAAUCAGUGUACUUAAGUGGAAACCCUUUGUAUACAAUUGAAGAAGUAGUAUUUAAACCUGUUUGGCGGCAGCUUCAUUUACUUCUCUUUUCAGGAACACCUCUAUCAUGUGACUGCAGGAUAGCAUGGAUAACUAGACAGGACAACAGUAAUAAAUAUAUUCAUGCAGAGUGUCAAAAUCCUUCCAAACUACGCGGACGAACGCUAAGUUCUCUUCAAUUACAUGAAUUAUGGUGCUGAAUCUUAGUAAUAAAUAUUGUUGAAGUGUAAAACUAGAUUGUGUUU